Molecule: messenger RNA, 7062 nt
Organism: Symbiodinium sp. CCMP2456
Lineage: Eukaryota; Dinophyceae; Suessiales; Symbiodiniaceae
Source: the annotation of a GenBank genome assembly
AUGGAUUGCUGUGUCACGUUGGCACGGUGCUUCCCACCUGCCCAAGAAAGCUGCAGAUCUCUUGCACACCCACGCCGCCAGGCUAGUGUGGCAAGUGGGAGCACUUUCGUUCUGCUGGUGUCCCUGCUGGCAUUGCCAUCGGUGUGGCCUUCGCUUGCAACCCUGCCGCUUGUGUUGGGAGCAAUGGUCGUGCUUCAUGUUCCCAUGCAAUAUUUUCCGCUUGGAGUUUUCCAGUGCAUGUUCCUCUAUGAGUUGCUCUGUAGCCUUGUCUGGUAUUGUUACAACAUCUUCUGCCAUGUCGAAGACCUUCCACUUUCCAACGUACCGAACUCCUUCACUUGGAUGGAGCGAGCUGGACUUCAGUGUUACUUGCGCGAAGGGCCAUUUCGGCCGUCGCUGCGACGCUACUUCUUCGCUUUGGGGCAGGGCGUGGCCCUGCUGUUCGGAGCAGCCUUCGUGAGGAGCAGGGCUUUGCAGGCGCUUGGCGCAGGGAGUCAAGCAGACUCCCGCAGGGAUACUGCUGUGCCAGGACGCUUUGUGUCGACGUGGGUGCGCAAGGGAGUCGCACUUCUCCGGCCCAUCACUGCGGCGUUUGUCGCCAUAGUGACCCUAGGACAAGAGCCAGCAAACUUACUUGGCGUGGCCUACCUGCUUUGGCUUUUGUGCUUGGUGGCCAGCGGCGCCAUGUCUUCGUAUGUCAGCGCAGGUUGGGAUGCACUACGAGCGAGCAGUGCUGUGUGGCGCAGCGUGCUCGUGCUCAGCAACUUGAUUGUUCUGGCGCUGUUUUACUGCCAAGUAAUGGAGUCCCACAACUACGACAGCUUUCUCGGCUUUCAGCGGUCCGAGCAAACCGUUCUUGAGGUAACCUGGGCCCAUCUGAUUGUCGGUGUGCUGGCGGCUAUACAAGCACAGGCAUUGUCUAUGAAGAUACAGAUCCCGUCCAUGUACGUGAACUCCAACUCUGCUUUGGCCUUGUUCCUCUGGAUCGGUGGCAUCUUCAUUGAGAUGGGCAUCAUGUUGAAUCUGGUGAUGAUCCAGCCAUUUACCGUGGAUUCCUGCUUUAUCCUUCUGCUUUGUCUAGGCAUUGUGGCUGUGGAGCAAUUCGACGGAUCAGUGCGCAUGCGGAAUUGGCUCCUGACUGCCACAGCAUAUACCUGUGCAGUCAUCUUGAUGAUUCGCUAUGCACUUCUGAUCCCGGCCGUACAGGAAUGGAUUAGCGGUCCACGCUCACCACUGCCAAAGGACCAGUUCCUCCUGAUAUGGAAGGGUUUCGCUCUUGCCGACACGAGACUCGAGGUUCGUGUGAAGCUGGGAUACUUGGCAACGUUGGUGCCAUUGUCAAGUGGGUUGCGCCGUGUCUUUCGCUUUGGAUCCGAAGCGAGCCUCAUUGGGGCACGAAGCCAGGUGUUUUUGCCCAAGAACACAGUCCUGAUGACGGUGCUCCUGGAGGCCGCUCGGUGGUCUACAGUCGUGCUGAUUUUUGCCUGCUACUUCAUCAUGCCGCGUCACAACGCCACAUCCCACAUGCAGCUCGCCGUUCUAGUUCUGCUGCUGUUGAGUGGUCGAGGUUGGGAUUAUGCGGGUGGCUUCAUAUCCUUGACAUCCUCGGUCUUGCUUUUGGUCCAAUACGUCUACACCUUCAAGCUGAUCACAUUUCCAGAUGAGGAGGUGGAGUCGUACUGGGGUCUGCACAAUCAGGGGUACAUGGCCGAGAUGGCCUUGCUGUUGAUCGGCAUUAUUCAGAGAACAGUCAAGCGAGCGGCGAAGCAUUGCGUGGCUAAUUCACCUGCUGCAAAAGAAAUGGAUCGUCAGGCACGAAGCCGAAGCCAAAGACUGCGACAGGAGACCGUAGCCUACAGUGCUCAACUCGGUGCAGCCGUGCUGUUGCUCACCGCGCUUUUCUGCAACAGCGCUUGGUCGGUAGUCUACGUUGGCAGCGUGCUCCUAUUCAGAUCGAGCAAGGACAGCCGUCGGUGCCUCUCCCCAAGCGCGGCAAACUCUUGGCUGAGGUUUUUCGUGCUUUGGCUUGCGCUGAGCCUUGCCACAUCGCUUUCCUUUGAGGCUUGGUUGCCUCCGGGAAUUUGGAAGAAGCCCACGGCUGAUGAUGUUGCUGGGUGGUUCUGUCAGGCCUAUGCGAACAACACCGUGCUGGACUUUCCUGCGACAUGUCCAGAGGAAGGCUGCUCGAGACAACAUCAAUGUGGAAAGACCUGGAUGGCCUGGCUCGGCUUGCCUUCCAAGGGCUCCACGGACGUGACUCUCACCUUCAUGGCUUUGUUCUGCGUGUGCCUGCUUCGGCACCUCUGCCUCACUCAGCUAGGCCACGCCAAAGAGGAACGCGGCAGAGCCAGGUCGACGACUCCAGAGGAGGACCAUGCCGAGGGCGAGGAUGAAGCUGUCGGCGAAUCUCCGGGUGAAGAGGACGACUCCAUCUCGCAGGAGUCGGCUUCGAAGCAGCGAUGCAUGACAAUCACGCCGCGAACAGCUGUAAGAUGGAUGUCUGGAAUGCUGAACAUCUCGCUGGCCCUGGCAGCAGUGCAGCAGCCCCAUGUCAGCAUCAUCUCGUUGGGCUACCUGACCCUUCUCGUUUGGCACAUCUUCUCUAUGGAGAGUGUCCAAAUAGUCGGAUCCUCUUGGACAUCCCGCAUGAGAGUCAACAAGUGGAUCCGCACGUACAACGUGGUGGUGGCCUUCCUGCUAGUGUGCUUCCAAGCCCCCGUGGUGCCUUGCGCUUACGCGGUCGAACUGGCAGGUUGCAGCGAGAAGACCUGCCCGGAGACUUUCUUCGUUUCUCCGGACAAUUGCAGACUGUUGGCUGCGCAUGACAGCACUGCCUGGCGGGCCGGCUGGCGACCACUCACAGUUCUGCUCCAAAGCCUUGGCGUGCAGAAGUUCCGAGAAGGUGUCAGCUUCAGCUGGGCCAACCUGUGGAUAUUUGCGAUCUUUCUCAUUUCCAACUUGCAGGCACUCGCCCUCGAGCGAUGGGAGCGAGAGUUCCAAGCAGAGAACGGGGCUCAGAUGGAAAGACUUGACCUACGAGAGCGCUGGUACCAGGAGCAUUUGCUGCAUUGGCGACGCCUGGAACUGCGCAGGAUCGACACCAAACACAAGGUGCUGCUGGUCAAGCUGCGGUGUCUCACUGGCUUUAUCACUGAGCUGAGGGCCAUUUGGCAAAAUCGGCGUGGCGAGCUGACAACCCAGGAGCGGUCGCACAGGGCAAGAGAGGAUCGCAUCCACAACUUGUGCCUCUCCUCUGGGCUUCCACCCGCUGCAGUUCAGCCAGUACUGGAGGCUUUCGUCCAAGCAGCAGCCAAAGCCGCGGGGCCUUGCGGGGAGCUCCUAAAGAUGGACACUGCGCCAGAAGAAUGUCGCCCGAGCCCAAAGACGGGCAUGGCAGAGGAGGAGAUCUGCAGCAACAAUGCCAAGGUCGUAGAGGUGAGCCGGAUCGAAGCGGUGGAAGAGAUAAAUCACUGCGUUUGCGAGCACCUCAAGGAUCUCCAGCUGCAGCGGCUACGUCGGAUCUCGGCUAAGGAAGUGUCGGAGCGGAAGACCUCACUGCUGGAGCGAUGCGCUCGGGCCGGAGAGGUCGUACGGGAUGCAGCAGCUGCACCACAGGUGCAAGAGGGCAGUGCCACGUUGCAGAAUGGCAUCCCGGAGGAAGCUGGAGAGGACGCCGAAGUGCCUACGGAGUCUGACGCCUCUGCUCUCCGCAGGGGCAAAUACCGCCGGCAAAAUUCUUUGCUCGGUGAUGGCUUUCUCGCGACUGGUACGGCGAAGGAGAAGCAGGCUUUGUUUGCCGAUGUCAAGGUUCGAUGCUUGGAAAUGGCACGCGGAGCACUGGGAUUGCUGGUGGAUGACUUCCUCUACACCUAUGACCCGGAAGACACACUGCAAAGUCAUCGGCGGCAUGACAGCCUGGCAGCACUCCUGUACAAGGCCUUUUGGUCUCAAACGCUCCCGCUUCUGAUGAUCUUCACUGUCGUACACUUCGCGAUGUACACAUGUGUGCUUUCAGCAGUGACAUCGUGCACUCUGGUGGUGUCUUUGAUGACCUUCCCACAUCCACAUCCAAGGUUCUGGAAGGGGCUCAUCAUGUUCAACCUCACCAUCGUGCUGCUCAAGGUACUUUACCAGCUGCCGAUCUUUCCCACGUCUUUCGAUUACGUGCAGCUGAAGGCUGAUAUGCAAAGUGGAUUCUUGAAUGGAGUACCAGUGCCAUGGGAAUCAGUCCUGGGCCUCGAGAAGGUGGCACCCGCUGGCCCACUGCCGGGCCACGACAACGAAGAGGCGUUGGUGACAGAUGCGGUUCGAGAGUUGGAGCAACGAGGAUUGGUCGGCCAUUCCUUGCUGGGCCUACUGUGGUCUGAUCUGCUCGUGUGCCUCUUCCUUGUCUGCCAUUGGCACACGCUUCGUCACAGCGGCCGCUUGGGCAAUCCUGCGCACAUUUGUCGAAGGCUAGCUCUGGACGACAUGCGAAGGAAGCAGCAGGAUCCACCGACGCAGAAGUGUGAGCACAGCAGGCGGCAUCUCACACUGCCAUCGCCUUUUGGCCCGGCUUCGCGUGCACCACAGAAGCGCUUGACAACGACUGCCGCAGCUGCAGUGCAGGCUGUCACGGACACCCCGGCGGUGAGCAGCUUUGCAAAGGCUCUGCACCGCGAUGCGAGGGACUGUAUCGACUUUGCCGGGCUGCGAAAACCUGCCAUGGACCUCUUCGCCCCGCGCGCUGGGUUGAUGAUGUGUUGCUUCUGCAUUGUCCUGAUCAGCUGGAACAGCCUGAUGGACAACAGGGAAUCCUUCGCAGAUUCCCUCUCCUCAAGCAGCUUCAGUGGCAAGCAGGUGAUGGCCGUGGCUCUUUUCAUCGGGCUCUUGGUGGAAGCGAGAGCAGAGUACACGUGGUACACGCAGCACCGAUCCAAAGGCCCUGACGGCUGGCAGUUCCGAGCGAAGGAGCAGCAGGAGAAGAAUGGGUGCAGCUCCGAGACAGGAGGAACCCCGGUCCAGCUAAGCGAGGAGCGUAAUUUGCAGCCCACGAUGAAUCUCAUCAUGUACUUCGCCCAGAGGAUAAUCCUUUUGACGGAGCUGGUGGCGCUGCAUGCCUUCUUCAUCGUGCGGUGGUCCAGCAGCAACACCUACCAGCCGAGGAUGACAAACUCCAUCCAGAUGCUGUUCUACGUCUUCUUCAUGCUCUACUUGGCGCUCACCUCCUUGCAGCUCAGGUACGAUGUUCAUGUCACCAGCGGUGGGUUGGGCCUGACUCACAGCAUGAACUUCUUCUACUCUGUGGCAUUCAAGGCGUAUCUGGCGGUUCCCUUCGUGGAGGAGAUGCGAGUGCUGACAGACUGGACUGUGACAAGGACCUCCAUGGACUUCUUCAUGUGGAUGAAGCUGGAGGAUGCGCAGCAGGGGCUUUACAGGACAAAGCGAGAUUUCCACAUGCGUCGCUGGUAUCCUCCUGCAGCAGCACGGCCAACAUGGGAGAAGGUUCUUCAAGGCGGAUUGUUGCUCGUGGGCCUGGCUCUCCUCAUUGUCGGUCCGAUUGCGCUGUUUUCUUCCUUGAACCCAAGCCUGCAGUCCAACCGACUGACAUCUGGGACUUUGACUGCAACUCUGCUGGUUCAGUCAAGCGACCAGGGCAUCAGAAAGUUGCAUCUCUUUGAAGGAACCCAAAGCUCCAUCACCACGGACGUGUGGCAGCAUGGAGAUUUGUCUCGCAUGGAUACGUCCAAUGUGACAUGGGUGGAAGAAUCCGAGCGGAGCUUCGACUCUACCGACCCAUCCAGCCUGGCAGCUCGCAUCACGGAAAGCCUUAGUGAUCCCGAUGUCACUGCUUGGAUAGAAAUAGAGUAUGUCUUGCUCUUCAAUGGCGACACUGGUCAAAGCAAGAGGGCAGAACUUCCACCCAGAAGAGUCAAGCUUAGCAAGAAUGCGACGCUUCAGCUCGGCAGGCUCGUCAAUGAAAGCCUGGACUUGUCCGACGUACAAGAGGAUCCCAUCUUCAUUUCACAAGCAACAUCCAAGACCUUGCGGGUGAAUUCGAAUUUGGAGGCGCAGUACACGGGUAGGGAGAUGGACUUCCUGCUCACGUUCCGAUCCAGCGAAUUCGGCGUGCACCGGCACUCCCAUGGCCGAGAUCGCGGCAGCCAACUUCGCGCAGCGCCUGUGCGCGGAGUUUGGUUGCUGUCAAAAUCUUCCCCAGAAUGCUGGGCGAAGCAGGCUGGAUCCUCGGACAGCGAAGGCAGAGGCCUGGCGAGAGUGGACUGCCGGAUAUCACAGUUCGUAGCCAGCGAGAAAAGUGCUCCCGCACCCAUGGGCUACUCCGGUUCUUGGGGUGUGAUGGGCAUCUACCUGGGUGUGGUGUAUGCAGUUGGCCGAUUCCUUCGCCUCGUGUUCCAGGAUUCAUCCAAGCGGGCUAUUUACGAGGAGCUUCCUGACGUCCAGCUCUUGCAGGACUUGUGCAACGGAAUUUACAUAGCCCGCAUCCAGCACCUGCUCAAGACAGAGUUCAAGCUGUACUAUCAGCUGAUGAACCUCUUCCGCAGCCCGGAACUACUGCUUACCGUCACGGGUACUUUCGGAGCGCAGAAGAUCGACGGCGAGAUGGAUUUUCUGGCUGAGCUGGACGAUGGCCAUCUCGGCUUCGACAGCGCAGGUACGAGGGUGCAAUCUGACCCACGGCUGAAAUCGCCAGAAGCAUUUGGGUCUCCAGGCACGGCGACCAUCAACCCGAUUCCAGGGUCCUCGCAGGGAACACAAGAGACUGGCGUGAUGCCGCAAGCUUCAGAGAACACCAACGUCGAUGACGAUUUGAGGCAGAUUCAAGAGCUUCAAGAGGAACUUGAUCACCACUUCGGAGAUGUGCCCAUGCCAAGCGUUGGCAGGUUCGCCGGAGUUGCUGAAUCCGAGAUGCCACUCGGUGAUGUCACCGUCGCCACAGAGCUGCGAGGAGGGGAGAACCCAAUCCCGACCUCCCCGACAAGCGAACUUCGGCGCAGGCAUUUACAGGCGGCCGCGUCUAGCGGCAAUGCGGGAAUUAGCACCAGCAGCCGCUUGGAGAUGUAG